AUGACGACAGAAGAGUUGCAAGCAAUGAUGGACGAGACCGCGGCCAAGGCAGCGGCUUGGGCAGCGGCGGACGCAGUAGCUCAGUACAUUAGCGCCCAAGGCCAUAGUGAUUUCGAAGAGCCGAUUCUUUCAGAGAGCGACCCCUCGGAACCCGCUCACGUCCACGGGACCCCGCCCAUCGUAGAACUCCACGACUCUGAGGAGAGGGUAUCGCUUAGCGACCGAAGCAUUUCUUCAGAACGGGCUCCCCGUAGGUAUGCCCCGCCCCGGUCGCAUCAGCAUAGCUCAGCCUCGGACCAGGCUCCUCGAGGAGAGACGCGCGGUCGGUCACCACGGCCCCUUAAGCAACGGGCUCCUUCAAGGGAGAGAGCGGCGCGAGGCCGCCGAGAAAGAAGUGGAUCCUCUCGGCCAAGUGUGACACGCCAUGAGCCUCGAGGCGAUAGGCAUCGCGGACGAUCCUUUCGCCGAGGCAACUCCCCACGAGACGAACAUGGGAGUAGGUACACUCGGGCUGAAGAGACGAGAAGGCACCGCGAGAAUGGUAACAAGCGUAAUUCGAGAAGCCCGCGACAAGAAGCUUCAAGAUCAACCGCUCGAUUUGGAACGCUCCCCGCCCGAAUAAGCCCUUUUAUUCCGGCUAUCAUGGAGGAAGUUUUACCGCUCGGAUUUAGGAUCCCCAAUCUGCCCCAAUUCGAUGGAACCGGAGAUCCUCAAACUCACCUUAACAAUUUCUUCGCUAAGAUCGACCUUUACGGCCUCAGUGAUGCCGCCUACUGCAAAAUCUUCCAAACUACCUUAACUGAUCAAGCACAAACUUGGUUCAACGGUCUGCCAGGAGGAUCAUUGGAUGGCCUGGGCCAGUUAUCGGAACGUUUCCUUAGCCAGUAUUCCAUCAACAAGCGAUACGCCAAAACCGGAUCAUACCUCUUCAAAGUCAAACAACGCGAGGGAGAACCAUUGAGAGACUAUGUACAGCGGUUUGUCAAAGCGGUGCACGAGGUACCCAAUGUUAACCACGACCUACUAGCCGAUAUACUGCAACAUAACUUGAGGCACGUUCGCUUCCAAGAAUCCAUAGCCAGACGACCCCCACAAACUCUGGAGGAGCUUCUGAACCGAGCGGAGAAGUUCAUCCGGAUAGAAGAGGCCGUAGAGAUGGGACUUCCCGUGAAAAGGAAGCGCGAAGAAGAGCGCCAUGAGGCAAAAAGGAAAGAAGAAGGACGUUCGAUCCACGCCCCUACCUACCCAAAGUUUACUCCCCUAAAAGCAAAACUCAUGGAAGUAUGGAUGGUAGCGGAGCAGAAAGGUCUAGUCCAGCCCCCGAGACAGAUGAAAGAAAAUCCGAAAAGGCAAAAAUCGGAAAAAUACUGCGAGUACCAUCGAGAUCGGGGACACACUACCGACGAGUGCUUCCAACUAAAGCAAGAAAUCGAGAGGCUAAUUAAAAAAGGGCACCUGGGAGAAUUCGUGGAUGCGCCACGACACCAAAAAUUCCAAAACAAACCCCGCUUCCAGCAUAAAGGAGAACGUCCCAACCCUAGGAAAGAUCGAGAGGAUGACAAUCUUCCAACUCAAGGAAUAAUUGCAGUUAUUUCCGGAGGACCCUCGGGCGGUGACACUCCUAGCUCACGACGAGCAUCAAUUCGGGCAGCAAGAGGCUCGUAUUCUACGACAGAACGUCCAGAGGGACAUAUUUACCACGUUCACCACCCAAACUCAGAGGUUACAUUUAGCGACGACGAUCUCAGAGGACCACGUGGUGAACACAACGACGCUUUAGUCAUCUCUGCAUCAAUUUCUAAUUAUUUGGUGAAGAAGAUUUUGGUGGACGGUGGUAGCUCGGCUGAUAUUAUAUAUUACGACGCCUUCGAAAAACUAGGGAUUGCCAAUGCAAAACUCGCGCCUGUGAAAACACCCCUAGUAGGUUUUACGGGACACGCCGUCGAAGCUGUGGGAGAAAUUUCCUUAGUCUUGUCCUUGGGAUCAUUCCCGUGCCGAGCUACAAACACGGUCAACUUCCUAGUCGUCAAAGCACCGUCGACUUAUAACGUCAUUUUGGGGCGGCCGAGUAUGAACCUUUUCAGAGCAGUCCCGUCAACCUAUCAUAUGAAGUUGAAGUUUCCUACGGCUAGCGGAGUCGGAGAAGCCGUAGGCGAUCAACGCAUAGCUCGAGAAUACUAUGCGAACACUUUGAAGGCACCUCAGGUUCGGAACACAAAGCAAGUGGGAGGAGGAGAUGACACUCCCAAUUAUCUGAAGAGAAAAUGGGUGAUGGCUGUCAAAGACGACUUCAUCACUCCCUCGACCAAUCAAGAUGCCGAUAGCACAAGACUCGCAGCAGUAGAAGAACUGAAAAGUGUAGAGUUGAUCCCGGGCAAUCAAGAUAAACUACUCCGAGUGGGAACCAACCUUGAGCCCGAAGCAGAAACAAGGCUCGUGGAGUUCCUUCGGAAAAACGGUGAUGUUUUUGCAUGGAGAGCGGAAGAUCUCGAAGGAAUUCCCCCAUCUAAAAUUGUUCAUCGGCUUGACGUUGACCCGAAACUCAAGCCGGUAAAACAAAAGAAAAGGACUUUUGGCCCGGAACGUAAUAAACACAUCAAAGAGGAGGUCGACAAACUCCUUGCGGCUGGUCAAAUACGUCCGGUUCAAUAUCCCGAAUGGUUGUCAAAUGUUGUCCUAGUGGCGAAAUCAGGGGGAAAAUGGCGCUUAUGUGUGGAUUUCACUAACCUGAACAAAGCUUGUCCUAAAGAUCCUUUCCCUCUCCCAAGAAUCGAUCAGCUGGUGGAUUCUACCUCAGGAUGUGAGUUGUUAAGCUUUUUAGACGCAUACCAAGGGUACAACCAGAUCCAACUGGCCCCUGAGGACCAAGAGAAAGCGAGUUUCAUUACCGACCAAGGCAUUUAUUGUUACAAGGUAAUGCCAUUCGGCCUAAAAAACGCAGGAGCAACCUAUCAACGACUGGUGAACACCAUGUUCGCUAAUCUAAUUGGGCGUAACAUGGAAGUGUAUAUCGAUGAUAUGUUAGUUAAAAGCGCUAAGGCCGAAAACCACUUGAAGGACCUCGAAGAGUGCUUCGCUAUUCUCAGAGAAUACAAAAUGAAACUAAAUCCUUCGAAAUGCUCCUUCGGAGUGAAGGGCGGCAAAUUCCUAGGCUAUAUGAUCUCGCAACGAGGAAUCGAAGCAAACCCGGCCAAGAUUGAUGCCCUGAUCAACAUGGCCCCACCUAAAUCCAUAAAAAAUGUCCAACAAUUAAACGGUUGUUUAGCGGCGCUGAAUCGAUUUAUUUCCCGUUCAGCAGACAAAGGACUUCCUUUCUUUAGAGUGCUGCGGGAGGGGAAGAAUUUCAAGUGGACGGAAGAGUGCCAAAAAGCAUUCGAGGAACUGAAGCAAUACCUAGCGUCACCUCCCCUCCUGACCAAACCAAGGGAAGGAGACGAACUUUUACUGUACUUAGCAACUACGUCAGAGGCGAUCAGCGCAGUCUUAGUACUCGAAGGUGAAAGAGGGCAUCAACCCAUCUACUACGUCAGUCGCGCCCUACGGGGAGCCGAGCAGAGAUAUUCAAACAUAGAGCGACUGGCCUUGGCAUUAAUCACGGCAGCGCGAAAAUUGCGGCCCUAUUUCCAAUCACACCAGGUAGUGGUGUUGACAAAUUUCCCCCUUAAACAGAUCUUCCAAAGUCCUGAAACAUCGGGGAGGAUGGCCAAAUGGGCGAUCGAACUGAGUGAGUAUGGGGUAGAGUUCCGGUCACGCCCGGCAAUCAAAGCUCAAGUCCUUGCGGAUUUUCUCGUCGAAAUGACGUUUAACGAAUCUACAUGUUCUACACCGACGUGGACGGUUUAUGUAGACGGUUCCUCUACCACGGGGGGUAGUGGAGCAGGAAUUUGGAUCACAAGUCCCGAAGGCGAUGCUUUGGAGUACGCAUUGAAGUUAGAAUUUCCAGCUUCAAAUAAUGAAGCGGAAUACGAAGCCCUUGUAGCUGGAUUGAAGUUAGCUCAAGCAGCCGGAGCUAAGAAGUUGGUUACACACAGUGACUCCCAACUAGUAGUAAACCAAGUCUUAGGCACAUACGAAGCCAAAGAAGAAAGUAUGAUUAAGUACCUCGAGUUGGUCAAACGCCUCAUGGAAAGUUUCGAGAAGGUGGAAGUCAGGCAAAUACCUAGAGCCGAAAAUGCCAUGGCAGACAAAUUGGCUCGCUUAGCGAGUUCCAUGUCAAAGCUCGACAGUCGCAAGAUCACUUUUCUCUCUUCCGCCAAACCCGAGAUAGAAACAGGCACACAAAUCCUCUGUACUAGUAACACUCCGUGUUGGAAGGACGAGAUAAUAAAAUAUCUAUCCACGUCAGAAUUGCCUCAAGACGGAGCAGCGGCGAGGAAAUUAAAAAUAAAAGCCGCUCGAUUCCUACUUAUCGGGGAGGAGCUAUACAAGAGAGGUUUUUCGGUACCUUACCUAAGAUGUCUCGGACCGGACGAAGCAAGAUAUGUUCUCCGUGAAAUUCAUGAAGGCAUUUGUGGGAACCACUUAGGAGGGCGAGCACUAGCCAUCAAAGCGUUACGUCAAGGAUACUUCUGGCCGACUAUGCGUCAAGACGCUAGAGAAUUAGUGGAGAAAUGUAGAGCUUGCCAAAUACACGCCAACAUUACUCACGUACCUGGAUCUCUUCUCCAACCAAUUGACAGCCCAGUUCCUUUCGCACAAUGGGGGAUAGAUCUGGUUGGGCCAUUCCCACAAGCUAGUGGACAACGCAAAUUCUUAAUUGUAGCAGUUGACUAUUUCACCAAGUGGGUGGAAGCGGAGCCCUUGGCUAAAAUAGCCGAGGCCGACGUCAUUCGGUUCCUAUGGAAGAAUGUGGUAUGCCGAUUUGGGAUACCACGAGCCCUAAUAUCAGAUAAUGGAACUCAAUUCUGCGGAAGCAAGGUCGCGGACUGGUGUGAAGGACUAUCAAUCAAGCAAUUCUUCACUUCAGUAGGAAACCCGCAAGCUAACGGCCAAACCGAAGUUACAAACCGCACAAUUCUGCAACACCUCAAAGCCAGAUUAGGAGAAGCAAAGGGCGCCUGGGUUGAGGAACUCCCUAGCGUCUUAUGGGCUUAUCGUACAACUCCCCGAACCUCCACCGGUGAAUCACCUUUCAAUCUUGCUUAUGGAAUGGAAGCCGUCGUACCAGCUGAAAUAGGGCAACCGUCAUGGCGGAUAUCCAAUUACUCAAUCCAGCAUAAUGAUCUGGCAAUAAGGGCAAGUUUGGAUCUUGUGGACGAGGUCAGAGAGGGCGCUACUAUGCGAAUGGAAGCUUACAAAGCUCGAAUGGCGCGAGCCUAUAACCAAAGAGUCAAACCAAGAUCAUUUCAGGUAGGAGACUUGGUACUCCGAAGAGUCGGGAUUUCAAAGGCUGUCGGAAAGUUGGAUCCAAAGUGGGAAGGACCCUACAAAGUUACUCAAGUGGUCAACGCCGGAGCUUACCGGCUUCAGCACAUGGAUGGCAAUCAAGUUCCAAGGACUUGGAACAUAGGGAAUUUGAAGAAGUAUUUCGCUUAG
Molecule: messenger RNA, 5535 nt
Organism: Erythranthe guttata (spotted monkey flower)
Lineage: Eukaryota; Viridiplantae; Streptophyta; Magnoliopsida; Lamiales; Phrymaceae
Source: RefSeq, a predicted model, not a curated record